AAAAGUUAAUUUUAUUCUCAUUAGUAACCGUGCACUCUAGUUGUUCAAAUGGCAAAAAAUAUCUUGUAAUGGUGACAAUUUUGUGAUAGUAGUUAUAAGAUUUGUGUAGCAUAUUGAUAACGUUGCUGCAGCCAAACGACGAGAUGCAUCCUGCGGUUGUCGGUCAUCGGGUCACGAUUGACACCCUGAAUGCAGCCACCGGAGGAGCGGAUGUUGUCGAGGAUGAUGAUUCAGACAGCCCCGUCGAAGCAUUCGAGCAAAGUAUGUUAACCAUUAAAACCCCAACUAGGGCCAGUGUCCAAGUCCAAGACAUUUGGCAGCGUCCGUCCAGUCGUCCCCUGCCCACGGACGGGAGCGUGGAGCUUUGCUUUGAGAUUCCAUACGCCCGUGUUCUUCCACCAGCUGUCAGUGCCGAUGGUAGUGGAGGUGCCCCUUCCAGUGGGAAAAAGUACGUCGCGUACGAUGUCAGCGUCCGAAAGGACAGUGCCGAACCGGACCCCAAUCCGACCAGCAUCCAGCGGCGCUACACGCAUUUUCUCAAGCUCUACGACGGCCUUAGGAAGGAACAUUACCAGUUGUUGCAGGGUGUGCCCUUUCCGAAGAAGGUGUUGGUUGGCAACUUCAGCGGAGAACUGAUUGGAGAGCGGAGUGUGGCCUUUGAGAGCUUCCUUGAUUAUAUCGUUUCGGUGCCUUCACUGCGUGAUUCGGAGCAUUUUUUAGAAUUUUUACAAGGUGAUGAACUAAGAAAAGCUUGCCAACUGGUAGACGAGAGGCGUAACGAAUUUGCGGUGCCGAUUUUGGAGAACACAUUUCGGGUGCUAAACAAGAUCUUCCUGGAUAAGUCCAAGUGCGUUCUACUGCUAUUGUGUCGGUUGGUGGCAGCAUGCACGACGUCACCGAUUCCUCAUCCUCUGGCCGAGCAGUGGGCUGAGCUCGCACUCAGACGGUACGAGCACGUCUGCGAUACGGAUCUAUUGGUGCUUUAUAUUCCUCUCCUUCAAACCUGUUUGCAUUUAUGGUGGCAACGUGGCCGUGAUCGUAGCCUUCUGGAAGAACGUCUUGGUGAAAUGGGCAAAAAAGGCAUCAAGGUAAAGGGUGGACCUACGCUGACCCAAGCCCUCCACACUCUCGAUCCAAGGGCUGAAACAACGUAGAAAAUAAAACAUCACACGGAACUACAACAUCACAAACAAAUUCGAGUAAGUAUUUUAGUUUGCAUCAGUACAUCACAAGUGACAAGCAAUUAAUACCCUUUAGCAGUAGUAGUAGUCUAAUAUUUAAGUUUCAAAAUAAUGCAUCCCAACGAUUAAUUAUCGGUUUUAUUGUAUGUAUUGUGAUUUGAUUGAUACCAAAUUCUAUGAUA
This is a messenger RNA of Ochlerotatus camptorhynchus, 1363 nucleotides long. It is a transcript of the gene Snx21, whose product is annotated as Sorting nexin 21. Lineage: Eukaryota; Metazoa; Arthropoda; Insecta; Diptera; Culicidae. Gene Ontology annotation, molecular function: phosphatidylinositol phosphate binding. The coding region runs from base 144 to 1154 and encodes 336 amino acids. Gene Ontology annotation, cellular component: early endosome membrane. The transcript has 4 exons. Gene Ontology annotation, biological process: protein transport. The record is from RefSeq and is a predicted model, not a curated record.